CCACAGGGAACGGUUGCUAGGAAACGAGCUUUGUCCAUUUUGCCGAGGCGAAUGGAAGAUUAAAGCUGUUAGCUGGAAUGCUAUUUAAUUUAUUAACAGACACUUAAAAUAUUUCUCACGAGGUUUCGAAUGUACGCCGAGCAAUGGUGAAGUUGAGGGCAAGAUGUCUGCUUCUCGGGGAUGCUGCAGUGGGGAAAAGUUCUCUUUCUCACAUCUUCUACAAUGACGGAUCUCUGUUCCAGAAGAACUAUAGCUUGACGACGGGAGUGGAGCUGGUGAUGAAAUGUAUCAACAUUCCAGAGACCAACGACUCCGUGGAGCUCUAUAUCUUAGACUCGGCGGGGAAGGAGACGCUAGCGGAGGGCUGCGAGAAAAUGUGGGGGGAGCCAUCUUUGCUGUGUCUGGUGUUCGAUUUGACCAGUGAGCAGUCUUUUGCUAACUGCACAUGUUGGAUGGAAAGAGUCCAAGCACACUGCAAAGGCCUCCGUGUGCCAGGUGUUCUCGUGGGAAACAAGUCGGAUCUGUCAGCUAGAAGGGAAGUACAGGCGUCCGUGGCCGAGGAGUGGGCCCAAAGCAAGGGACUGGAGUACCACGAGACAUCAGCUAAAGAGAUGGUCAACUGUGACGCCCCCCUCCUCAGCUUAGCACAGUCCUUCUAUUCUCUCUACCAGGAGCAGCGUGAGAUCAUGCAGGACCUCGGGCCCGGCUAGACUCCCCUUCCUUCACCACAGAGCUCACAGCCGUUUGAGACGAACCACUGCGGAGGAAUUGCUUUAGGAAAAUAGGAUUUUCUGACAAGGAUACUGAAAGGCUUUCUGAUUGUUUUUGUUUUAAAUAAAGGACUAAAUAAGGAGCAA
Xiphophorus hellerii (green swordtail) is the source of this 857-nucleotide messenger RNA. It is a transcript of the gene ift27, whose product is annotated as intraflagellar transport 27 homolog (Chlamydomonas). The record is from RefSeq and is a predicted model, not a curated record. Lineage: Eukaryota; Metazoa; Chordata; Actinopteri; Cyprinodontiformes; Poeciliidae. The transcript has 7 exons. The coding region runs from base 144 to 710 and encodes 188 amino acids. Gene Ontology annotation, molecular function: GTPase activity; GTP binding.